AUGGCUUCCACCCAAUGUCUCGUCGUUUUAUUCCUAAUCACAUUCACAUCCACCGCUUUUUCCCGUUCAAUCCUCGAAACCUCCCCAAAAAGCCACCACUCCUUCACCUUUAAUCCGAUCUCCAUUCGCCGGAAAAUUCCAAACGACUGCGACAAUUGGUACUGCGACAGCUGGAGACUCUCCGUCGAGACUGAUAACGCCAGAUCUUGGACCCAGAUUCCGGCCAGGUGUUUGGAUUUCGUAGAGGAGUACGCCACCUGCCACCAUUAUUCGUCGGACUUGGAGGUUGUCGCCAAGAAUGCGUUGGAGUUUGCAAAAGAGGUUAACGUCUCCAUCCACGGCAAGGACGCUUGGGUCUUUGAUAUUGACGAGACGUUGCUGUCUAAUGUUGGGUAUUUUCAGUUAAAUGGUUUCGGACAUGUUGAUGUUGCCGCUCUCUUCUCUGAGUGGGUGGACUUGGCUGUGGACCCUGCUUUAUCUGCAAGUUUGGUGUUGUACAAGGAGCUCCAAAAGAUGGGAUUUAAGUUAAUCUUGUUAACUGGCCGCAAUGAAUCUUUGAGGAAUGCUACAAAGAAAAAUCUGUUCGAAGCAGGAUACAGCAAUUGGGAAAGGCUUAUCAUGAGGAGACCACCUGAUAUGAAUAAAACAGUUACUGAAUUCAAAUCCGAGAAGAGAAGAGAGUUGAUAUAUCAUGGUUUCACCCUUCAUGGAAACUGUGGAGAUCAAUGGAGCGACUUGCGGGGCUUUGCAGUAGCCACACGAUCCUUCAAACUCCCAAAUCCAAUGUAUUAUAUUCCCUUAUGA
Ilex paraguariensis (yerba mate) is the source of this 804-nucleotide messenger RNA. The record is from the annotation of a GenBank genome assembly. NCBI's taxonomy places the organism in Eukaryota, Viridiplantae, Streptophyta, Magnoliopsida, Aquifoliales, Aquifoliaceae.